Ostreococcus lucimarinus CCE9901 is the source of this 957-nucleotide messenger RNA. RefSeq lists its product with no specific name. Bases 1 to 957 code for a protein of 318 amino acids. Gene Ontology annotation, biological process: rRNA methylation. The record is from RefSeq and is a predicted model, not a curated record. Gene Ontology annotation, molecular function: RNA methyltransferase activity; RNA binding. The transcript has 2 exons. Lineage: Eukaryota; Viridiplantae; Chlorophyta; Mamiellophyceae; Mamiellales; Bathycoccaceae.
AUGCGCGCGGGCGAGGCGUCGUACGACGGGUUCGGGGAGGCGCCGCGAGGGCGGCUGGCGCGGGAGGGCGCGGAGGACGCGCGGCGACGCGGCCGCGGGAGCGAGCGCGAGGCGCGGUACGAUCGAGCGGCGGCGAGGCGCGAGCGGGGGGUGGCGCCGACGAUCGCGGAGGGGCUGGUGGGGGAGAUCGUGUACGGGACGAAUCCGGUGCUGGAGGCGCUGCGGCGGAAUCGACGCGCGCUGUUCGCGCUGUACGUGCAGACGGGCGAGGGCGGCGCGGCGAACGGAGGGAAGGGCGCGGGCGCGGAGUCGGAGAUCUUGCGGUUGGCGGAGGCGCGCGCGGUGACGGUGAAGCGCGCGAGCAAGCACGAUUUAAACAUGGCGUGCGAUAAUAAACCGCACCAGGGCGUGUUGCUCGACGCCGAGGCGUUGGAGAUUCCGACGCUGGAGGACUUACCGAAGUGGGACGGGCGAGGCGAACCCCCGGUGUGGCUCGCGCUGGAUGAAAUCGUGGAUCCUCAAAAUUUGGGCGCCGCCCUGCGAAGCGCGCACUUUUUAGGCGUCGACGGCGUCGUCUGUUGCGCCAAGAACAGCGCCCCGUUCAACGCCACCGUGAGCAAAGCGAGCGCGGGCGCCAUGGAGGCUCAGGUCGUCCAUCAGACGGGCGUCAUGCACAGAUUUUUAGCCAAGGCUCGAGACGAGGGCUGGGACGUCGUCGGCGCCGCCGCCGACGCUCGCGCCGAGGACGUCUCCGAUUUCUCCGUGCGCGCGCCGACGAUUCUCGUCAUGGGCAACGAGGGCUCGGGUUUGCGCACCAACGUCCGCCGCGCGUGCAACCGCUUGAUAGAGAUCCCUCGUUCGGCGUCUUCCGCCGCGGGCGUGGACUCUCUGAACGUCUCCGUCGCCGCCGGCAUUCUCAUUCACCGUCUCGUCGCCGCGCGUCGGUCGCGCGCGUGA